Epithele typhae is the source of this 1311-nucleotide messenger RNA. RefSeq names its product CyP450 monooxygenase. Lineage: Eukaryota; Fungi; Basidiomycota; Agaricomycetes; Polyporales; Epitheliaceae. Bases 1 to 1311 code for a protein of 436 amino acids. Gene Ontology annotation, molecular function: heme binding; monooxygenase activity; oxidoreductase activity, acting on paired donors, with incorporation or reduction of molecular oxygen. The transcript has 9 exons. The record is from RefSeq and is a predicted model, not a curated record.
AUGCCUCCAGGAGACAUCGUCUACAUCCCGACAUAUGGGACCUCUAUCAUGAUUCUGGGGAGCUCCAAGGCUAUCUUUGAGCUGCUCGACAAACGCUCGGCCGUUACAUCCUCUCGGAGAGAUACACCGAUGAGGCACUUGGAUGGAAUACGGGACGAGUGGAGACGCCAUCGUCGUGCGUUCUGGCAGCACUUCACUCCAAACGCGACCAAGAGAUAUCUCGCUAUCCAGAGCGACUUUGCGCAUAUGUUCGCCCGAAAGCUUCUCAGUGAUCCAUCUGGUCUGAAACAGCAUGUCCGCUACACUUUCGCCGGGGCGAUCGUCAAAGUCGCAUAUGGAUUCACCGUUGGCGAGACUAACGACAAGUACAUCACACUCAUGGAGAAGGUGACGGAGGGACUGCAAGCAUUUGUACCCGGGAGGUACUUGGUAGAGUUCUUGCCUAUUGUUCGUUUCGUGCCUCCUUGGAUGCCCGGUGCUCGUUUCCACCAAGACUUUGCCGUUUGGCGUGGUGCUGCUGAUGAGGCACGGAAAGGGCUCUAUUUAAGGACGAAGCAGGGAUUGGAAAGCGGAGAGACUUCUCAAUCUGUUCUAGCGAAACUUCUGGAGACAGUUGGCGACGAGGGUCAUGAGAGGGAGAUUGCAGAGAACGUCUGCAUGGUCGCCUUUGAAGGGGGCGCCGACACGACCUACUCGACACUGCAAUCUUUCUUCCUCGCCAUGUCGCUCAGCCCAGAAAUACAGCACCGAGCCCAAGCAGAACUCCACUCUGUCGUCGGCCCAGAUCGCCUCCCCACCCACGACGACAGGCCCGCUCUCCCAUACGUGAACGCAAUCAUCAAGGAGUCCCUGCGGUGGCAGAACGUCCUGCCCCUGGGCGUGCACCAUACCACGACGGAGGACACCGUGUACGACGGAUAUUUUAUCCCGAAGGGCACGAUGCUCUUCCCUAACACCUGGACAUGCCUCCACGACCCGGAAGUCUUCCCCGACCCCGACCGGUUCUGGCCCGAACGCUUCCUCGGGCCCGACGGACAACUCGACCCCGCCGUGCGCGACCCGUCCAAGUACACGUUCGGCUACGGCCGCAGGAUAUGCCCGGGGAAGCACUUUGCCGACGCCUCUCUGUUCAUCAACAUGGCGACGGUCCUGCACGUCUUCGACAUCUCCCCCCCGCCCGAUGAGGACGGGAAGCCGGUGCGCAUUGAGCCCCGGAUGACGAACGGGAUCAUGUCGUACCCCGAGGACUGCAGGUGCACGGUCACCCCACGGUCGCAGCGCGCGAGGGAGCUCAUUUUGGAGGACCACUGA